Tauraco erythrolophus (red-crested turaco) is the source of this 4134-nucleotide messenger RNA. Lineage: Eukaryota; Metazoa; Chordata; Aves; Musophagiformes; Musophagidae. The record is from RefSeq and is a predicted model, not a curated record.
AUGGUUUCAAAAAGGAAAUUGUCAAAAGCUGAUGCUUCUGGAGAGAACUGCAAGACAGACGUGCCAAGUAGGUGCUCCGAAACAAAGAAGUCGCGGAUUUCUGAUACGGGAAAGGCCCCUGCCCAUGGUGGAGCGGAGAAUGAGGGAGUCUUUGAAGAGCUCCUUAGAACAUCAGGAAUUGUGCUGAAAGCUGGGGAGGGACAGAAUGAAAUAGCUGUUGAUCAAAUGGCUUUCCAGAAGAAGCUCUGCCUGGCCCUGGAGAAACACCCUACUUACCCAAGCGUUGUGAAGCAAUUUAUCAGUGGCUUGGAAUCUCACAUCAAGGACAGAAACCAGUUCAAGAACUGUCUCUUGCCAUGCACUCCCAUACGGACUGAGGGGUCAAGGACUCUGGUGCACUCGUAUUGUGAAAGCCUCAUUAAGCUGCUUCUUGGAAUUAAGACCUUACAGCCUGCUGUCAUAACGCUGUUGUUGGAAAAGAUCCCCGAAUUCUUUUUUGACAUCGUGGGCACCUUUGGAACAAAUUUUCCCCGGCUCAUCGUCAAUCAGUUUAAAUGGCUUGACAGGCUUGUUGACAGCCAGGAUCUCAUCAAGAAGUUAAUGCAAAUGGUUAGUGUCUCUCCAGUACCAAUCCAGCAUGAUAUUAUCACCAGUUUACCUGAGAUCCUGGAGGAUUCCCAGCAAAGUGAGGUUGCCAGAGAGCUCAGCUGCUUACUGAAACAGGGCAGACGCCUAACGGUUCCAAUCCUCGAUGCCCUUUCUCGUCUGGAUCUUGAUGCAGACCUUCUGGCUGAGGUGCGGCAGUCUGCCAUGGCCAUUGUGCCUUCGGUAAAACUGGAAGAUUUGCCUGUGGUAGUAAAAUUCAUCCUCCAUAACGUCAAGGCAGCAGACGCAGUAGAGGUGAUUUCUGAUCUUCGUAAGAGCUUGGAUCUGUCCUCAUGUGUUCUGCCCCUGCAGAUCCUAGGUUCCCAGAAGAAGCUUAAAAGUCAAGUCCAGGCCAGUUCUUCCAUGAGCCAAGUAACCAGCAGCCAAAACUGUGUGAAGCUACUUUUUGAUGCGAUCAAGCUAGCUGUGAGAUUUCAGAAAGAUGUCUCUGAAGCUUGGAUUAAGGCUAUCGAAAACAGCACGUCUGUAUCUGACCAUAAGGUUCUGGAUUUCAUAGUUUUGCUGCUAAUCCAUUCUAUAAACACCAAGAACAGGAAGCAAACUGAGAAAGUAUUGAGGAGCAAAAUUCGACUGGGCUGCAUGCCAGAACAGCUGAUGCAGAAUGCCUUCCAAAAUCAUUCAAUGGUGAUCAAAGACUUCUUCCCUUCAAUCCUAGCACUUGCUCAGACGUUUUUGCACUCUGCACACCCAACCAUAGUCUCCUUUGGUAGCUGCAUGUACAAACAAGCUUUUGCAGCCUUUGACUCUUACUGCCAGCAGGAGGUUGUGACUGCUUUGGUGACUCAUGUGUGUAGUGGAAAUGAGACGGAACUGGACAUCUCUCUGGAUGUGCUCACUGAUUUGGUGAUGCUGCACACAUCCCUUCUGAUGCGCUACGCCACCUUCGUGAAGACCAUUUUAGACUCUACACAGAAACUGAAUCCAUGCCAGAUCCGGAAGCUUUUCUACAUUCUCAGCACACUGGCAUUCAGCCAGAGGCAAGAAGGAAGCUAUAUUCAGGAUGAUAUGCACAUGGUGAUCAGGAAAUGGCUCUCCAGCACAGUUCCCAACCACAAACAAAUGGGGAUUAUUGGUGCUGUUACCAUGAUAGGCAGCGUGGCAUUAAAAAGAAAUGAAGGAGAUGGUGGUUCAUUGGAAAGACCAGAGCUGAACAGCGAGCGGGAUGGGCAGCUUUCUACCUUGCUGGACCUCGUGGGCUUCUGCUGUGAGCAAACACCAGAGGUCUUGGCCCUGUACUACGAUGAACUCGCCAGUUUGAUUGAGAAGCAGAAGGGGAAUUUGGACUUGCAGCUCCUGGAGGAGUUUGGGAAGAGUUUGGUGGAGGACUUUCCUGGUGACUUUGUGGUGGAUCUCAACCCCACAGUGGAUGGUUCGUUCUUGUUCCCAGUGAAGUCCUUGUAUAAUCUGGAUGAAGAUGAGAGUCAGGGAGCAAUUGCUAUUAACCUCUUACCAUUGGUGUCGCAGAGUGAGCUUGGCAGGGUUGCUGAUGGAACGAGUAACCAAAAUAAAAGGGUAGUUUCACCGAUAUGUCUGUCACCCUCUUUCCGGUUGCUGAGGCUCUACACUGGAGAGCAAAACAGUGGAAGCCUGGAGGAGAUUGAUGCCUUAUUAGGCUGCCCCCUGUACCUGACUGACCUGGAGGUUGAAGGCAAGCUGGACUCUCUGUCCAAGCAGGAACGUGAAUUUCUGUGCUCGCUCCUCUUUUAUGCCCUCAACUGGUUUCGUGAGGUUGUAAAUGCCUUCUGCCAACAACAGGAUGCUGAGAUGAAGGGAAAAGUUUUGACUCGAUUACAGAACAUCACAGAGCUGCAGAAUGUGCUGGGAAAAUGCUUGACGGCAACCCCUGGCUAUGUCCCACCACCAGCUACUUUUGAUUCUGAAGCCCUGGAGGCCGUACCGUCCAUUAAUGCAGUUGGUCCAGCGAGAAAAAGGAAUGGAAGGAAAAAAAAGACUGAUGGCAGCAAAGCAGGCUCUGCAGAGCGUUCUCAAGCAGAUGACAGUUCUGAGGGAAACCAGCCUGAUACUGAGCUCUCUGAGCUGGAGAAGAGUGCUGCUGAGAGAGAGGCAGGAAAUCCUCUGGCACAGCUGCAGAGCUAUCGCCCCUACUUCCGCGAGUUAGACCUCGAAGUGUUCACUGUACUCCACUGUGGGCUGCUGACAAAGUCUGUCCUGGACACAGAGAUGAAUACAGAGCUGGAACAUGUGCUGACCCCAGGCUCCACUAGGAGACUGCCCUUUCCAAAGGAAAGAGGCUACAAGGAUAUUGGCUUUUCCCACUUGUGUCAGAGAUCCCCCAAGGAAGUUGCUACAUGUGUAGUCAAGCUACUAAAGCCACUGUGUAAUCACAUGGAGAACAUGCACAACUACUUCCAGGCAGUUAUACAAAAUCAAGGUGUGGAAGAUGAACCAAGAGUGAACAUCCAGGAGCACCAGCUGAUGUCCUCUUGUUACCAACAGCUGUUACUAACUUUUCGCUCACUAUUUGCUUGGAACGGUUUUUCUCAGCAUGAAAACACUGACUUGCUAAGGUCAGCUCUCCAGGUGCUUGCAGACAGGCUAAAGCCAGGAGAGACAGAGUUUCUUCUUCUUGAGGAGCUGAUAAGUGAGAGUUUUCACUACCUACUGAAUUUCCAGCAGAGCGUUCCCACCUUCCACUGUGCAUUCAUCCUCACUCAGCUCCUGAUUGCUGUCGCUGAGAAACCAAUGGCUGGCUGGAAGAAAGAAAAAAUGGCUUCACUAGCAAAGCAGUUCCUCUGCCAGUCGUGGGUGAAGCCCGGUGGAGACCGAGAGAAGGGCAGCCAGUUCAACAGUGCGCUGCAUACUCUGCUCUGUGUCUACCUGGAGCACACAGAUAACAUCUUGAAAGCUAUAGAAGAAAUCUCCAGUGUCGGUGUUCCUGAACUGAUCGACUCUGCCAAAGACGGAUAUUCUUCUACUUAUCCGACACUAAGCAGGCAAACGUUCCCGGUUUUCUUCAGAGUAAUGAUGGCUCAGCUAGAGAGUUCAGUGAAAAGCAUCCCAGCUGGGAAACCAUCAGACUCAAGUGAGGUGCAACUGGAGAAGCUGCUGCGGUGGAACAUUGCCGUGCGGAAUUUCCAUAUCCUCGUUAACUUGGUCAAGGUAUUUGACAGCAGGUCUGUACUCACCAUCUGCCUGAAGUACGGCCGUCUCUUUGUAGAAGCAUUUCUGAAGCUCGCCAUGCCUCUCCUGGACUACAGCUUUAAAAAGCACAGGGAUGAUGUGCAGAGUUUGCUGAAAACCUUGCAGCUGAGUACCAGACAACUUCAUCACAUGUGUGGCCAUUCCAAGAUCCGCCAAGACAUUGGACUGACCAACCAUGUGCCUUUGUUGAAGAAGUCUCUGGAACAAUUUGUGUACCGAGUGAAGGCAAUGCUGGCAUUCAACCACUGCCAGGAGGCGUUCUGGGUGGGCAUCCUGAAAAAUCGGGAUCUUCAGGGAGAAGAGAUU